Molecule: messenger RNA, 555 nt
Organism: Arctia plantaginis
Lineage: Eukaryota; Metazoa; Arthropoda; Insecta; Lepidoptera; Erebidae
Source: the annotation of a GenBank genome assembly
AUGAGCCAGCCAGCAGGUCCUCCGCCUUACGACGCGACAUAUUCACAAGGAGUUAAAACAGAUCCAGUGGAAAGCCAACCUCAGCCACAGGAUUUGUAUGUAAUAACAUCACGGAUGCACUUGGUUGAGGAUGAUGAACUCAUAUUCACGGAAAAACCAGCUAUUGUCAAAUGUCCAACUUGCAAGGCAAUAAUCAAAACUCGGCAUGUGGUGAAGCCUGCGAUGAGAACUCAUAUGUGUGCUUUAAUUUUAUGUUGUUGUGGAUUGUGGCCGUGUUUCGCGAUUCCUUAUUGCAUGCCGUCCUGCAAUAACGUAGAACAUUUCUGUCCUACCUGCAAAUCACAUUUGGUCCAAUCUUUAAAGAGACUUCAAUAUGAACUGAUCGUCACAAAAGUAGAGAGAAAGGCAACGACAAAGACCCACGUCAUAGCUCUUCUUCUCUGUCUGUUUCUGUGCUGGCCGUGCGUAUGCGUACCUUACUGCGUGAAUUCAUGUCAGAAUGCAGACCAUUACUGCCCCAACUGCAACUCGUACUUAGGCACUUAUCAGAGAUAA